AUGGCUACUAAACAAGUGGACACAGGGUUCCUCCCCUUCAAAUUUGACAGAGGAAAGAAUGGAUGUUCCAAUGUAAACAUCAGUUGCGCAGAGACAGAUAAGGAAGCUCUUCUCAAAUUAAAACAUGGUUUCGUUGAUGAGUUCGGCAUGUUAUCCACCUGGAAAAGUGAAGCUGAUUGCUGUGAGUGGAGUGGAGUAUCAUGCAGUAAUUUGACUGGUCACGUUAUCGAGCUCGAUCUUGCUCGAUUGAGAGGUAAUAUUGAUUCCUCAUUAUGUGAUUUGCGGCAUCUAACUUACUUGGAUCUCGAUGAAAACGAUUUCGAAGGGAGCAAUAUUCCAGAAUGCAUUGGCUUACUUGGUCAACUAAGAGGGUUGAGUAUUUCGUAUGCUUCAAUUGGUGGCACUAUUCCUCGUGGACUGCAGAAUCUAUCCAGUUUGGAAUAUCUCCACCUUGGCUAUAAUGAUUUGAUUGUGAAAGAUCUUGAGUGGAUUUCUCACCUUUCUUCUUUGAGAUCUCUUUCCCUCUCAGGCGUUAAUCUGAGUCAAGCUGUUGAUUGGCAAUCAUCAUUAUCCAAAGCUCCUCAUCUGUCUGAGAUUUACUUGGACAGUUGUGCUCUUAUAUUUCAUCAUGUCAAUCCUGCCUCUUUUGUCCAUACAAACUCUUCCGCAUCCCUCAAAGUCCUUUCUCUUUCAGGAAAUAAUUUAGACUCUUCAAUUCUACCGUGGUUGUCUAACGUUAGCAACGUCUUAACAGAGCUUGAUCUCUCUUAUAACGCUUUGGAACAUAUUUUUCCAAAUGCUCUGAAUAUAAAUUCCCUUCAAGUUCUAGAUCUUGGUUCAAAUCCUUUGCAACUUGGUCCCAAAGCUUUUUCAAAUAUGAUUUCUCUUCAAUCUUUAUAUCUUUCUCAAAGUUCUUUGCGACGUAUUCCGUCCGAUGCCUUCACAAAUACCACGUCUCUUGAAUUUCUAGAUCUUCAAGGGAAUAAACUUGAGGAUAGCAUGCAUCGUGUAAUUUUGGUCCCCACUUUCCCUGCUGGUUAA
Molecule: messenger RNA, 1041 nt
Organism: Neltuma alba
Lineage: Eukaryota; Viridiplantae; Streptophyta; Magnoliopsida; Fabales; Fabaceae
Product: receptor-like protein EIX2
Exons: 3
Coding region: 1-1041 (346 amino acids)
Molecular function (GO): protein binding
Source: RefSeq, a predicted model, not a curated record